Molecule: messenger RNA, 597 nt
Organism: Trametes versicolor FP-101664 SS1
Lineage: Eukaryota; Fungi; Basidiomycota; Agaricomycetes; Polyporales; Polyporaceae
Exons: 3
Cellular component (GO): membrane
Molecular function (GO): transferase activity, transferring alkyl or aryl (other than methyl) groups
Source: RefSeq, a predicted model, not a curated record
AUACUCAAGGCAAUUCGCGACUUCGUCUACACUCUCUGGCUCUUCACAUAUUCGGAUCUGAAGACCGUAUUCUUCCCUACUCUCAUUUUCGGCACCACUGCCGCCCCCAUUUACACUACUUCACAGAUCCUGCCUAGAGCCGCCUGGAUAUGGCUGCACUUGCUGCAGUUCUGCCUCUCUAAUCAAUGUCUAUCGCCCGAGGAGGACGCUGCGAACAAGCCUUGGAGGCCCAUCGCUGCCAGACGUAUCACUACGGAGAACGCGCAGAUAUUGCGUUGGGCCAUGCUCCCGGUCUGCCUCUUCGUGUCGGCGCACUACGGGGUUCUAUUGCCCAGCAUCACGCUCGCGAUCGCCACCCUCGCCCACAACGAGCUCAGGUUGGACUCGGGGUGGCUGGCGAGGAACGUCUGCAACGCCGUCGGAUACGCGUCCUUCAACGCGGGGGCAACGUACGCCGCAUGUGCGGGCGGCUGCGACUGGAAGGCGACGUCGGUGGCUGCGCAGGUCUUGAACGCGCUUGUGAUCCUCACGACGAUCCAAGCGCAAGAUUUCCAGGACAUCGAGGGCGAUCAGCUCUCGGGAAGAUGGACACUCCCG